Molecule: messenger RNA, 812 nt
Organism: Lathyrus oleraceus (garden pea)
Lineage: Eukaryota; Viridiplantae; Streptophyta; Magnoliopsida; Fabales; Fabaceae
Product: mediator of RNA polymerase II transcription subunit 32
Exons: 2
Coding region: 171-593 (140 amino acids)
Biological process (GO): regulation of DNA-templated transcription; root development; leaf senescence
Cellular component (GO): mediator complex
Source: RefSeq, a predicted model, not a curated record
UGCCUAUAUUUUUUAUUAUAAAAGAAAAAAGAAAAACAGAUAAUUACAAAGCAAUCCAACAUUUGGAUGGGUACCGACCGCCGUGGCAUUGGUGUAAGAGAAACAACAAGUUCCCUUUUUCACUUAACUCAACUCCCAACCCCCAACUCAAUCUCAACUACCAAGGCUCGAUGGAUAGUGUGGUUGACUCUCUAAAUACUGCCUAUCAAGAUUUUGUUGCUGCAGCAGCGACUGUUCUUGAAGCCAAAGAAACUGCAACCCCUCAUAAAACAGCAGCAACCGAUACUGCUCUUGAAAGCUUUAAGCAAAAGUGGGAAUUGUUUAGAGUAGCGUGCGAUCAAGCCGAGGAGUAUGUCGAGUCUGUGAAGCAAAGGAUUGGAUCAGAGUGUUUAGUGGACGAGGCUACCGGGCAUGUGGUAGGAAAGGCUGGACAAGCUACCAUGACUACUCUUCCACCUAUCAGUGCCGUUCGCUUGGAACAGAUGAGUAAAGCGGUUCGUUGGCUUGUGAUUGAAUUGCAGCAUGGCUCUGGAGCAGCUUCUUCUAGUUCAGCCCCUUUUGAUGCCAGGUUUUCUGAAGAUGCUGCUCAGUAGCAUUUUUUUUAACUUAGUGUUUUUAAUGUCUUGUAUUUAUAUUUCUCAAUUCCAAAAUGGCAUUACGGCUUUUUCCCAUUUAGUUGUUUCCUACACAGUAAGUAGGUGUAUUUUAAAGUAUGUAACUUAUGUGCAAUGUGUAUGACACAAGACUACUUGGUGUUUUACUGUUAUGUAGUCCACAAAAUUACUAACAUAACUGAAGAUGGAUUUGUGUAA